Talaromyces amestolkiae is the source of this 870-nucleotide messenger RNA. RefSeq lists its product as uncharacterized. NCBI's taxonomy places the organism in Eukaryota, Fungi, Ascomycota, Eurotiomycetes, Eurotiales, Trichocomaceae. The coding region runs from base 1 to 870 and encodes 289 amino acids. The transcript has a single exon. The record is from RefSeq and is a predicted model, not a curated record. Gene Ontology annotation, molecular function: epoxide hydrolase activity.
AUGCCCACAACUCAGAUCAAGACAAUUUCUCUGUCUAAGAGCGGAGUACGCAUUUUCUAUCGCGAACAAAGCCCAGAAAAUGCACUGAUCCCAGAGAAAAUAAUUCUCCUUCUCCAUGGCUUCCCAUCUUCAUCUCACCAGUACCGAAAUCUGAUUCCAUUGCUCGCCAGUAGAUACCGUGUUGUUGCUCCUGACUUGCCUGGUUUCGGGUUCACUGAAGCCCCCUCAAGCUUCAAAUACACGUUUGAGACACUGGCCAAUACCAUAGCGGAAUUCUUGGACGAGCUUUCUAUUUCGAAAUUCUCCAUCUACAUAUUUGACUAUGGCGCGCCAGUGGGCCUCCGUCUCGCACUGGAACGCCCGAACGACAUUGAAGCGAUUAUUUCGCAGAACGGAAAUGCCUAUAUUGAAGGCUUCGGAGAUGUCUGGGGUCCCAUUCAGGAAUUCUGGGCAAGCAAAAACAACGCCGAGGAUCGAUCCAAGGUAGCAACGGCAAUGCUCAACUUUGAGAUCACCAAGUUUCAGUACGAGAAUGGGACCCCAAAGACAAAGGUUAUUGCUCCCGAGUCAUAUACGCUAGACUAUGCACUGCUUGAGCGGCCUGGCAACAAGGAGAUCCAGCUAGAUCUCUUUAUGGACUACAAGAAUAAUGUAACACUAUACGACAAGUUUCAAGAAUACUUCCGGGCAUCUCAAGUUCCAUUGCUGGCAAUCUGGGGCAAGAACGAUGUCUUCUUCAUCCCCCCCGGUGCCGAAGCAUUCAGGAGGGACUUGCCUGAUGCAACGGUUAGACUUCUUGAUGCGGGCCAUUUUGCUGUUGAGAGCGAUACGGAAGCCAUUUCUCAAGAAGUGAUGGAGUUUUUGAGCUAG